Messenger RNA from Anolis carolinensis (green anole), 4434 nucleotides. It is a transcript of the gene hectd3, whose product is annotated as HECT domain E3 ubiquitin protein ligase 3. NCBI's taxonomy places the organism in Eukaryota, Metazoa, Chordata, Lepidosauria, Squamata, Anolidae. Gene Ontology annotation, molecular function: ubiquitin-protein transferase activity. The transcript is spliced from 21 exons. The record is from RefSeq and is a predicted model, not a curated record. Gene Ontology annotation, biological process: proteasome-mediated ubiquitin-dependent protein catabolic process. The coding region runs from base 92 to 2665 and encodes 857 amino acids.
GCUUCGAUGAGGAAGCCCCGGCGCCUUUCGCCCUGGCGGAAGUGGCCCAGAGGGAGCCGCCUUGGAGCCUGCUGCUGCUGCUGCCGCGGCAAUGCUGCCGCCCCCGGGGGGCGAGUCUCCGCACCAGCUGCUGGGCCGGCUGCGCUUCCUGAGCGAGGCGGUGGAGUGCCUUCGCCGGGCGGAGCCGCUCCCGGCCGCGCUGUGCUUCGUGCCCCGGGAGGUGCAGUACAAGCUCUGCAAGGACGCCAGCGGGCCGGGCCUGUCCGCGGCGCUGAGCCGGAGUCUGCUCUCCGUCUGGGAGAGCCCCGGCGGCGGCAAGAAUGGCGGAAAGGCCGGCGGCAAGGCCGGGAAGGCGCGGGGCGCCGUGGAGCUGCGUAAGGGCUCCUGCCUCCGGGCCAGCGGCGAAGAGCACUGCAACGGGCAGGGCCUGUGGGUGAAGCUCACCAGGGAGCAGCUUGAGGAAUAUAAAACUGGCUGUGACCUGGAGGAAGGCUGGAUCCUCAUGUGCAAACAUGCCGAUGGUGGAGAUAGACUGGUGCCAGUAGAAUCUACAGAGAGAAUUCAGCGACAGCAGCAGCUUUUUGGAAUAGACUAUAAACCCGUGAUCAGAUGGGAGCAAGUGGUGGAUGUAACGUAUUCCCUUCGUCUUGGGGCAAAGCCAAAAAUCAUGGACCCAGAUGCAGCUGCUGUAGAGAGACUCCGGUUUGUUCCCCCCACAUGGAGCUAUGAGUGUGAUGAAGACCUGGUGCAUUUCCUUCAUGACCACAUUGGAAAGGAGGAUGAGAAUCUGGGCAGCGUCAAGCAAUAUGUGGACAGUAUUGAUGUCUCCUCCUACACGGAAGAAUUCAAUGUUUCUUGCCUGACGGACAAUCAUGCUGACACGUACUGGGAGAGUGAUGGGUCUCAAGGACAGCACUGGGUUCGUCUCAACAUGAAAAAAGGGACCAUUAUUAAGAAACUCUUCCUCUCAGUGGACACAACGGAUGAGAAUUUCAUGCCCAAGAGAGUGGCUGUGUAUGGGGGCGAGGGUGACAAUCUGAAGAAACUGAGUGACGUGGGCAUUGAUGAGAGCUACAUCGGGGAUGUGUGUGUGCUUGAAGACAUGACUUCUCACUUGCCUGUCAUUGAAAUCCGCAUUGUGGAAUGCAGAGAUGAUGGAAUUGAUGUCCGGCUCCGGGGUAUCAAGAUCAAGUCAUCCCGGCAACGUGAAUUGGGGCUGAAUGCAGAUAUGUUUCAGCCAGCCAACCUAGUGAGGUACCCUCGCCUGGAGGGGAGAGACCCUGAUGUGCUCUACCGGCGUGCUGUGGUGAUCCAGAGGUUUAUCAAGAUUUUAGAUAGUGUUCUGCACCACCUUGUCCCUGCCUGGGACUACACACUUGGCACCUUCAAUCAGCUCAAGCACAUCAAGCAGUUCCUGUUGUUGUCCAAGCAGCGCACAAUGCUAAUCACUCAGUGCCUCAAGGACUCUGAGACUAGCAAGCCCAACUUCAUGCCACGGCUGUACAUCAACCGACGGUUGGCCAUGGAGCAUCGUGACAAUCCGGCACUGGACCCCAGUUGCAAAAACACUGUGUUUGCCCAGGUGUAUGAGGGCCUGAAACCUUCAGACAAGUAUGAGAAACCACUGGAUUAUCGGUGGCCACUGCGUUAUGACCAGUGGUGGGAGUGCAAAUUCAUUGCUGAGGGUAUCAUCGAUCAGGGUGGUGGUUUCCGGGAUAGCAUUGCAGACAUGUCUGAGGAGUUGUGCCCUAGUUCAGCUGAGACCCCUGUGCCACUGCCCUUCUUUGUUCGCACAUCCAACCAGGGCAGUGGUACUGGAGAGGCCCGCGAUAUGUAUGUCCCCAACCCCUCCUGCAAGGAGUUCACCAAAUAUGAGUGGAUUGGACAAAUCAUGGGUGCAGCUCUACGUGGCAAGGAGUUCUUGGUCCUGGCCUUGCCUGGCUUUGUCUGGAAGCAACUGACAGGGGAGGAAGUGAGCUGGAGUAAAGAUUUCCCUGCUAUUGACUCUAUGUUGGUGAAGCUUUUGGAGAUGAUGGAAGUAAUGGACAAGGAGACAUUUGAGUUCAAGUUUGGGAAUGAGUUGACCUAUACCACAGUGCUGAGCGACCAGCGCAUGGUUGAGCUGAUUCCUAAUGGCACUCGGACGGUGGUACACUAUGAAGACCGCAUGGAUUUCAUCCGCCUGGUCCAGAAGGCACGGUUGAAUGAGAGCAAAGAGCAGAUUGCAGCCAUGCAAGCUGGACUUCUCAAAGUGGUACCUCAAGCUGUUUUGGAUCUACUCACAUGGCAGGAACUGGAGAAGAAGGUCUGUGGUGAUCCAGAGGUUACAGUUGAGGCCUUGAAGAAGCUCACUCGCUUUGAGGAUUUUGAACCACCAGACACCAGAAUCCAAUAUUUCUGGGAGGCCUUAAACAACUUUACUAAUGAGGAUCGCAGCCGCUUCCUGAGAUUUGUUACUGGAAGAAGUCGGCUUCCUGCUCGAAUUUAUAUCUAUCCUGACAAAUUAGGCUCUGAGACCACCGAUGCCCUUCCUGAAUCAUCUACCUGCUCCAGCACACUCUUUUUGCCCAACUAUGCUUCUGCCAAGGUCUGUGAAGAGAAGUUGCGCUACGCAGCAUAUAAUUGUGUGGCCAUUGACACAGAUAUGAGUCCAUGGGAAGAGUAACAGCAAAUGGGAGAAUUUCCAUCCCAUUCUUCCGCCUUUUGUCGUUGCCACAUGUAGGAAUCUCUCACUGAUGGUUUACCAUGCCCCAAACUCCAGAAAACAGGCAUGGGAUUGACCUAGAUGGCCCAUGUAAUCUCUUCCAGCUCUUUGAUUCUAUGUGUAUAUGUAUAAUAAAUUACCAAAAGUGAAGCCUGCAUGGUACUGAUGAGCAUAUGGGCGUGUCUGGGAUUUCCCAAUGGCAGAUCCAGCAAAUAGAAUGAUAAAAAUACUUUUUUUCUGACAGAUUAGGUAAUUAGAUAUAUGACUUCAGAUUUCAAUAAUUGUAGCUUAAUUUUACUUUGAAAAAAAUACUCUUAACAAUAGAUGGAGAUUAGGUAGGUAAAGGUUUUCCCCUGACAUUAAGUCUAAUUGUGUUGGACUCUGGGGGUUGGUGCUCAUCUCCAUUUCUAAGCCAAAGAGCCGGCGUUAUCUCUAGAUGCCUCCAAGGUCAUGUGGCCGGCAUGGCUGCAUGGAGCGCCGUUACCUUCCCACAGGAACUGUACCUAUUGAUCUACUUACAUGUGCAUGUUUUCAAACUGCUAGGUUUGUAGAAGCUGGGGCUAACAGCGGGAACUCACCCUGCUCCCCGGAUUCAAACUGCCAACUUUUUGUCAGCAAGUUCAGCAGCUCAGCGGUUUAACCCACUGCACCACUAGGGACUCCACAUGGAGGUUACUAGUACAGUAGAGUCUCACUUAUCCAACAUAAACGGGCUGGCAGAAUGUUGGAUAAGCGAAUAUGUUGGAUAAUAAGGAGGGAUUAAGGAAAAGCCUAUUAAACAUCAAAUUAGGUUAUGAUUUUACAAAUUAAGCACCAAAACAUCAUGUUAUACAACAAAUUUGACAGAAAAUGUAGUUCAAUACGCAGUAAUGUUAUGUUGCAAUUACGGUAUUUACGACUUUAGCACCAAAAUAUCACAAUAUAUUGAAAACAUUGACUACAAAAAUGCGUUGGAUAAUCCAGAAUGUUGGAUAAGUGAGUGUUGGAUAAGUGAGACUACUGUAGUUAUAUUUUGACUUAUGUAUUUUUAUUGAUGUUCAAUUUGAACCUGUUUUCCUUUUCACUUCUCUUCUGCUUUUCAAGGUACAAUACAAAUACUUGGCAUUCUAAUUGUACUUAGGUGGAAGCACAUAAAUUUAAGUAAAGAUUUCUCCAGAGGAACCUCGGAGAGCUGCAAGCAGACAAAUCACAACCCUUCCUCUCAGUGCCAGCAUUCUUCAUGCCUUCAUUCUGGGGUUGCUGUCCCAAGAUUCACUUAACCAAAAAAAGAUAAUACUUCUUCAUCUCUGUAUUUCCGUGCAGAAUUGGAGAGCAAAGUAUCCAAUAAUAAUAAUAAUAAUAAUAAUAAUAAUAAUAAUAAUAAUAAUAAUAAUAAUAAUUUGACAAAAUCACGAUCUGUCAAGUGGAAAAGGCCACCUUACUUGGAUCUGCGUGCAUCAUUCGAAAAUACAUCACACAGUCCUAAAUGCUUGGGAAGUGUUCGACUUGUGAUUUUGUGAUACGAAAUCCAGCAUAUGCAUCUCAUUUGGGGUGUCAUACUGUGUAUUUGUGUCAUAAUAAUAAUAAUAAUAAUAAUAAUAAUAAUAAUAAUAAUUCUUUAUUUGUAUCCCGCUUUUCUCCCUAAACGGGACCCAAAGUGGCUCACAACAUUUAAAAAAUAAUAAAAUCAACCAUAUAUGUAAAAACCUAUAAAGCCGACUUUACAAUAAAACAAAAACAUUUUUAAAUCA